UUGUUCUCACCACAGUAGGGUCACACCAUAACGCUAAUUUUUGAGCAGGCCAAAUGGCAAGAAUUUGUUUGCCGCCUUUCACUGCAGAAAUAAAGCCAUGUCAAUAUCAGAAUCCCAUCGAACAGGACUCCGCGAUAUGCUGGUCAAUGAGAGAAAUACUCCUGUGCUGCUACAGUUAGCAAAAAGCGUCACAAAGAAUGUCUGCAGCACUGACGAUCCCGAAGAGGCGCUUGGCUAUAUUACAGCUCAUAUCGAGGAUAUACACAAGCUGCUGCACAAACGUCACAUCACGAGGGAUCUGCUAUUCAAGUAUUUACACACAAGACUGCCAGGCACUUCAACGGAUUUCACAAAAGCUGAUUUGGUCAUGAGAGUGAUUCAGUAUUGGGAUCGUCAUUUAACAAUAUCAACAGCAGGCGCAGCCGAGGAUUCAAAGCCAGUCACUACAGUUGAUACAUAUAAGGAUCACAAUGAACAGGACUAUCCCAUACAUUUAAUGGCACGUAAAUUCGGGGAAUGGUUCUUCGAGAAGUUAAACACAAACAACCUGACCACAACGGAUUUGUGGAACGACGCCGUCUUGCAGCUUCGAGUGAUAGCCGACGAUGGAACCAGCGACUUGGAGUGUGCUUCUGCAGUAGAGGUUGUGAAUUCCUUGAUUGCCGCUAAGCAGCAGUUUGGAUUCUACUUCAAUCCCAACUUGUCGCAUUCGGGUGUACAAGGACGCAUUGAUGCCUAUGGUCAGGUCGUGGUGCUCUGCUGCGGCACGUUGCAUACGGCCAACCUAAGCGUGGGCGUCUUUGAAUGCGCCUUUGGUCUGCUGCGUGAUCCACAUGCGGGUAACAACUGGAAGCCAAAGAAUUUCAAGUGUUUGCUUCGCAGUAAGCUUACUCCGCCACAACUGCACACACUAACCGACAGCGAGACCCUCCAGGCGGCACUGGCGUUACCCUCGCCCAACGAUACACUGGACUAACUACAAGACUGUUGCAACCAGGCUGUGAGGCAUCUUUAAAGGCUCGUUUAUAAAUUCAUAUUUAUUUCACUUUAAAACUAUUCUGUUAAAAGAUAACAAUACUUGACUCAAUAUAACAAGCCUGUUUAAAUUGCCAUUAAA
Molecule: messenger RNA, 1117 nt
Organism: Drosophila innubila
Lineage: Eukaryota; Metazoa; Arthropoda; Insecta; Diptera; Drosophilidae
Exons: 2
Coding region: 98-976 (292 amino acids)
Source: RefSeq, a predicted model, not a curated record